Molecule: messenger RNA, 1455 nt
Organism: Chenopodium quinoa (quinoa)
Lineage: Eukaryota; Viridiplantae; Streptophyta; Magnoliopsida; Caryophyllales; Amaranthaceae
Exons: 1
Coding region: 358-1284 (308 amino acids)
Source: RefSeq, a predicted model, not a curated record
UAAUAAUAAUAAACGGAACCUCGUUAACAGACACUUGACGGUAGGAUUAUAUCGUAUUUACUAACUAUACCUUGCGGUUACAGUGUAGACGUUCUAAAAGUGGAGGGCACAACAUAGAAUUUCAAAAAAUUAUGGGUUAAAAUGUAGAAUUUUUUUAAAAAAAAAUUAAAUUAAAAAAUAAAAAAUAAGACAGUUAGCAAAACGAACAAGUGUCCAUCACCUUCUCAUUCCACAUAACAAAAAAGAACGUAUAAAUACCAAUACAAAAUUACAAAUACGUUCAAAGUUCCCAAAAUCUCUCAAACACUCACUUGUCUUUCACUCUUUCACCUUCCACCACUCAACCAAAAACACAAAAUGCAAAUCCUCCAAACAACAUUCACCCUUCCAAAACCCCAAUUUCCCCACACUCAACUAUCCUCCUCCAAUUCAAUCUCCCCACUCUCUCUCCUCCCUCACCUCUCCACCCUCUCCCUUCAUCACCGCCGUCCACCAACCACUCUCAUCCGCAUGGGCGGAGGCCCAAGAACCUACCCGGGCGGCGUCUCGAAAUGGGAAUGGAAACGAAUGCAGGCAAAGAAAGCCAAGCAACUCCUCAAAGCCCGCCUCUCUCGCGAGCGUCAGAUCUACGAGAUGCGUAAGCGUGCUGAACUAAAGGCCGCUGUAUCCGAUCUUGAACGCCCUUGGGAGGUUGUGCAGAAGGGUGCUCCUAAAAGCUCAUCUUCGAUUUUCUCCGUUUCGGCUGAUGAACAGGUUAAGGUUUUAGCUGAUAGGUUUCAGAAACCUGGUGGUUUUGAUAUGUGGUCUGAAAAUGAUGGCCCUCAGAUUUUUCAUACUCAUGAGAAUUUGCCCUCUGCUAGGUUUUUUCCUAAGGGGGUUGUUCAUAGCGUUAAGCCGUAUGGUAAUUGCAUCGAUGAUGGGUUUAAUUCCAGUGGAAAUGGGAAAUCGAGUGUCGGGAAUUCGAGCUCAAAGGGUGGAAUUCGGAAGCAAAAGGAGCUUCGUGGCUGCGAUGCGGGUUCGAAAUCGAGUGUCAAUUCCCGCGCGAAGGGUGGAAUUCGGAAGUUGCAGGGUGAUGGAAUUGAGAAGAAUUUGAUGAAUGUGAGGAGAGAAGAGGGUAAUGAGGAAGCGAAUUCGAAACCGAGGAAUGAUAAAAUUAAAGGGUAUGGAAGACGACGUACAAAUUCGAAAAUUUCUUAUGGUGAAGAGGUAUAUGAUAUGAGCUUGCAAGGUGAUGGAAGUUAUGGUUUUAGUGGUAGCAAGAAAGAUGAUAAAUUGAGGAGAUAAAAUAGGUUAUAUGUGAUGUACAUAAGAUUUUUUUUGUUUUUAUUUGAUAAUAUUGGUGUAUAUUUGUACUAUGUUAGUAUGUUUGACUUUAAAAGUGAUGAAUGAACUAAAUUGAACCAAGCUGAAAAUGGACUUUCACUACCUAAAUAAGUAAAAGUCUUGUUUACUACG